CGGUUCCACAUCAUCUUCGUCUCUAUAUAUCUACUCUCUCCAUAUUUAAUCUUCUUACACACUUGCAACCACAUGUUUGUGUAUGUACAUGUGAACUAGUAUCCUGAGAUCAAUAUCGUUACCAAUGAAUCUACCACCGGGAUUCAGAUUCUUUCCAACGGAUGAAGAGCUCGUCGUCCACUUCCUCCAACGCAAAGCUUCACUCUUGCCUUGUCAUCCUGACGUCAUCCCCGACCUUGAUCUUUACCCUUAUGAUCCUUGGGACCUUCCCGGUAAAGCUUUGGGAGAAGGGAGGCAAUGGUACUUCUAUAGUAGAAAAACACAAGAAAGAGUGACAAGCAAUGGUUAUUGGGGAUCAAUGGGAAUAGACGAGCCAGUCUUCACAAGCUCCACACACAAGAAAGUGGGUAUCAAAAAGUAUUUAACUUUCUAUCUUGGAGAUUCUCAGACUAACUGGGUCAUGCAAGAAUACUCCCUCCCUGAUUCAUCUUCUAAGAGAUCAAGUCGUGGUUCUACUAGUUCUAGUCGUAAACCCGAUUAUAGCAAGUGGGUGAUAUGCAGAGUGUAUGAACAAAAUUGCAGUGAGGAAGAGGAUGAUGAUGGGGGAGAACUCUCAUGUUUGGAUGAAGUGUUUUUGUCUUUAGAUGAUCUUGACGAAGUAAGCUUACCGUAAUGAGGACAGAAGCACCCAAAAAGAAAAAGGUUUAGUGGGAAAUUAUUUCAAAAAUCUUUGUAUCAAAAAGAAAAAAAAAGAAAAAGGAGAAUGAGAAUGACAUCAUUCUUACAAGUUAUGUGUUGUGAGAUUAAUAGCAAUCCCAAUUUGCAAGCAAGAAGCAAAACAAAAGGGAAGAAGCUCUAGUCUUGUUGUAUUUUAUUUUCUUAAAAUUCCAAUAUAUAAAAUUUUAAUACUGAACUAGUUAUGUUUAAUUUGGAAUAAUAACUCUCACAAUAGUUGCC
This is a messenger RNA of Eruca vesicaria subsp. sativa (arugula), 957 nucleotides long. The record is from the annotation of a GenBank genome assembly. Lineage: Eukaryota; Viridiplantae; Streptophyta; Magnoliopsida; Brassicales; Brassicaceae.